Cantharellus anzutake is the source of this 930-nucleotide messenger RNA. RefSeq lists its product as uncharacterized. The coding region runs from base 117 to 902 and encodes 261 amino acids. The record is from RefSeq and is a predicted model, not a curated record. The transcript has 7 exons. Lineage: Eukaryota; Fungi; Basidiomycota; Agaricomycetes; Cantharellales; Hydnaceae.
UGGGAUUCCUCAUUUACUUAAGGGCUUGGCUGGGUCGCUUGUACCAGCGAGUCGCAACCAGAGCAACUCCCUCGCCUCCUUUGUUCUGCCCUCAGGCUACGGCGGGGCUUUCCAACAUGUUCAAGGGCGCCGCUCUUUUCUUGCUUCUCCUCUUCACUGCUUCCAUCUUCGCCUUCCCCUUUCCCCAACGGCAGGUGUUACGCCGCCUUGCGCCUCAGCUCCGGGACCCUGUGCACGGAGAAACGAACGCGAAGCGACUCGCGAGGGGCUUGCCUCUUUUACCGCCAGCUAGGAGGUGGGAUAUUGAAGCUUCACGAACUGAGACUGCCAAAAGGGCAGAGGGCAGCGACACAUACGUCUGGAGCGGAAGAAUUCGAGUAAAUUCCGCGAAUAAUGGAAGCUUACUUGGAUACCUCGCGCUGAGCUCCGGCUCCACUGGCAAUCGGUACACAGUAGAUCGGGAGGGCGAUCUUUUCUCGACCUCAUUUCAUCAAAAUGGCAUCAGUCAUAGCGCAAGCUUCCGGAGUGGUACAAACACUUCGAGUGCUUAUCCCUAUUUGGCAGGUCUCAUCGAUCCGGGGGUUGAACUCGGUAAGGGGAAGGGGAACUAUGCUAUUUUGGGAUCUUCAGUGCAAACCCAAGCCAAUGACACCCCUAAGUCUGGUGGCGCAGUUUCCGUUGAUAACAAGCACUAUGAGACGGCGAUUUGGGAUUACGAUCCUACAACUAAGAAUAUCACGGCCAAUUGGGUGGAUAGUAAUCACACGAGCCUAACGCUAUCAAUCGUGUGGAAAUAUUGGGAGGACCAGGUUAUCUAUCUCACGAUAAAUCCGUCGGGCAUCUUGGCUACUUAUCGUUACGAUGUGACUCUCUCUGCCUAUGGCUAUGCUUUUAGACAUUGACUGUUUUCUUGCACCUAUAUGCACCUCA